Messenger RNA from Drosophila subpulchrella, 944 nucleotides. RefSeq lists its product as uncharacterized. The coding region runs from base 92 to 844 and encodes 250 amino acids. Gene Ontology annotation, molecular function: N-acetyltransferase activity. The transcript has 4 exons. Lineage: Eukaryota; Metazoa; Arthropoda; Insecta; Diptera; Drosophilidae. The record is from RefSeq and is a predicted model, not a curated record.
GUAUUGCCCAGUCGAAAACCUUUUUCGCUCAGUAAUAUACCGGCUCUGGACGCGUCUGAUUCUAUACAGGCUGAUCGAAAAGACAUCCGAAAUGCGUGUAGAUAAUGGAAGACUGUGGGGAAAAUUACACGAUGGCAAAUUCGAGGUGCGCAGUGUAACCCAAUCCGAUCUGGAUGAGGCGCUAGAUGUUCUAGACCUCUCAUUCUUUGUCAAUGAAUCGGUGUGUGUUGCAUGUGAAAUUAAUUUACCGGAAAAUCAACAAGCCCGACAGGAGUUGCGUGAGUUGUGCAGAAUAACCGCUCUUGAUGGUGUUUCUUUGUUAGUCAAAGAGGUGGAAACUAAUCGUGUGGUGUCCGUGUCAUUUAAUAAAAUUCAGUUCACACCACCACCUGGCGAGGAGCACUUCUUUUUAAAAUUCCGCAAUGAGGCGGUCAAAAGUCCUCAGGCCAGGUGUCUAAUGGACUUCAUGAUCGAAGUGGAUGGAAGAAUCGAUGUCUGUGCCAUGUACAAUAUGGAUUGCUUCUGUGAACUGAUGUUUCUGGCCACUUUGCCGAGCCACGAGCGACUGGGACUGGGACGCUCUUUGGCCCAGUUCACGAUAGAACUGACUAAGGAGCUGGCUGAGGGAAAGGGUCUGGAUAUUGAUGAAAAGCUGAGAUCAAAACGCCCAGCUGCUGUCACCGCACUUUGGAGCUCGAGUUUCUCGCAGAAAGUGGGAAAAGCCACUAACUUUAAAGUACUUGACGCGGUUUCCUAUUCAGAAUUUACGUACAACGGCAAACGUUUUGACGAGCGCAUUAGCCCUUUGCACAAAUUCUGCGAGCUUGUAAUAUAUAAAUUUUAAAACAAGAAAAAAUUUGGUUGCCCGUCGGCCGGGAAUUGAACCCCGGUCAACUGCUUGAAAGGCAACUAUACAAGUAUAAAUAUAUGUACUUCAAAAAUGA